Messenger RNA from Papilio machaon (common yellow swallowtail), 1494 nucleotides. Its product is annotated as probable pyruvate dehydrogenase E1 component subunit alpha, mitochondrial. Gene Ontology annotation, molecular function: pyruvate dehydrogenase (acetyl-transferring) activity. Gene Ontology annotation, biological process: pyruvate decarboxylation to acetyl-CoA. NCBI's taxonomy places the organism in Eukaryota, Metazoa, Arthropoda, Insecta, Lepidoptera, Papilionidae. The coding region runs from base 148 to 1347 and encodes 399 amino acids. The transcript is spliced from 8 exons. The record is from RefSeq and is a predicted model, not a curated record. Gene Ontology annotation, cellular component: intracellular membrane-bounded organelle.
UUGCUGUCAUGUUGUCAAAUGUCAUUUGCAGUGUAAGACGUCCGGGGUCGGCUCUACAGAGAUUUUAAAACAUUUCUUUGCAAUAUAGUGAUCCAUAUUUUGGAUCACAGUUUUAAUCUGGGUUUCAUUAAAAACAUCUUAGAAACGAUGAGUAAAUUACUGCCAUCCGCUGCCAAAUUUUUAACUUCUUCCACUAUCCCGAAAGCUGCCGCCCCGGUAGUUUCGACAUCAAGCUCGAAAUUCAGCACGAAAUCUGAAGCUACAUUUGAAAUUAAGCCCUACAAACUCCAUAAAUUGGAGCAGGGACCUGCAACAUCAGCAACACUUUCUUCUGAAGAUGCACUCAAAAUGUACGAGAAGCUUGCAAUGCUACGAAGAAUUGAAACUGCAUCAGGCAAUUUGUACAAGGAAAAGAUUAUCCGAGGCUUCUGUCAUUUGUACUCAGGACAAGAAGCGGUAGCUGUUGGAAUGAGAGCUGCAAUGCGUGAUGUAGACUCUGUGAUCACUGCCUACCGUUGCCAUGGAUGGACUCAUCUUAUGGGUGUCAGCGUUUUGGGUGUACUAUCUGAGCUAACUGGUCGCAGAACUGGCUGCUCAAGAGGCAAAGGUGGUUCUAUGCAUUUAUAUGGCAAGAAUUUCUAUGGUGGCAACGGUAUUGUUGGAGCUCAGGCUCCGUUAGGUGCUGGUAUUGCAUUAGCACAUAAAUACCGUGGUGAUGGAGGGGUUUGCUUCACAUUGUAUGGAGAUGGAGCGGCUAACCAGGGCCAGUUGUUUGAAGCGUACAACAUGGCCAAGUUAUGGGACCUGCCUUGUGUCUUUGUCUGUGAGAACAAUGGAUAUGGUAUGGGUACAAGUGUGGACAGAUCAUCUGCCAGCACGGACUACUAUUCCCGUGGGGACUAUGUGCCUGGUAUCUGGGUAGAUGGUAUGGAUGUUAUAGCUACAAGGGAGGCGACGCGGUAUGCUAUCGACUACUGUAAUAGUGGAAAAGGUCCGUUAGUUAUGGAGAUGGAGACAUACAGAUACUCGGGGCACUCAAUGUCUGACCCUGGCACUUCAUACCGCACACGUGAUGAGGUACAGGAGGUGCGCCAGACGAGAGACCCCAUCACCUCAUUCAAGGAGAAGAUCCUCAGCAGGGAGCUGGUGACACCUGAUCAAUUGAAGGAAAUCGAUGCUCAAGUCCGUAAAGAGGUGGACGAGGCCACCAAGCAGGCCAAGUCGGAGCCCGAGGUGGGCCUGGAGGAGCUCACUGGAGACAUCUACAGGAACAACCUGGAGUCCCUCAUCCGGGGACUUCACCCCGCCGCGCCUCUACAACACUAUGAGGUCGCGCCUCGAAACUGAACCUUAUGUGAAGGUAAUUGAGUUGUUUUUCCCAUUAGUAUAUUUGUAAUGCCACAUUAGAUAAUGCCCCAUUUACAUUCUUCCAGUACAGUGAUUGAAACCAGCGCUGGAUUAUAAAUUGUAAAAUGUAAACUUAGUCUUUGAAUU